GAGUGAAUGGACCACAGAUACAUCGCAAAAUGGGUUUGGCACAAUAUCCUCCCGGUCCCAUUGGUUCGCCAGACGACCCUUUGGCCGAUCCAUUUGAUGAUCCCUCGUACAGCUUCAGUUUUCGAACACCGGAUCAAUCGCGCUCUGAAGACAAUGAUGCCACGGGACGAGUGAGAGGACUCUAUUCAUUUCUCGAUGAUGAGGGAGAACGUCACAGUGUCCGUUAUGCUGCCGGUGCGGGAACAGGUUUUGAGGUGUCAAAUGCUGUGCCAGAUAAUCCAGCCAGUGUUGGUUACACAAGUCCUUUGUACAAGGCACCACCCGGAACGAGAGGGAAAAUGUCCGUACAAAGGGGUCCUGAUGGAACAUAUAAGUUAAUUGCUGCCGGCCCAGAUCAUAGACGUGCCGAAAGUAGGACACCAGAUGGAGUGGUUAGAGGCACCUAUUCCUUUCUCGAUGACAAGGGUAUUCAAAGAACUGUGGAAUAUAUUGCCGGAGCGGGAAUUGGUUAUAGGGUGGUGAAGAAUCGCAUUGGACCCACCUCACAUAUCAAUCCUUCUGUAUCAGAUUUUCGUCUAAGCGAUACAAGCUUUAGGUUGGCCAAUGAUUUUGGAACUGGUGCCGGGGCAGGUGGUGGAGGAGGCGGCACUGGCAGUAGUUCGGGAUCAGGUGGUGGUCGUGUAAGAGGUGGAAAUAACCGUGUCACGGGCGGUGGAGGAGGGGGAGGUGGGGAUGAAGAUAGUGAAAUGGAAUAUGUCUCGUCGGAUAGUCGUCCAAUCACAACCUCUUCUUCGGAUGCGGAUAAUGACGACAAUGAAAUAAGCCUUGGAGAUGAUAGCGAUUUUGAUGAGGACAAUGGCAAAAAUGAUCGCUCAAAUCCAAAAACUAAAACAGAUCGCAUGGGUACCAUCAAUCGUGGUAGAGGAGGCACAAGAAAUCGUGGAAACACAAAUCUACGUGAAGAUGAUCUACUCGAUCGAGAACCAAUGUCAGAACGAGAUUCCCCUAAAAUUCCCUCGAGACCGGGAAGUAGAGUUCCCGGCAAUCGUAAUAGUCUGAACAAUGAUGCAAGAGAAAGUAAUCGCCGAAAUCGUCCUCCCUCCAGAAAUGGUGGAGGUGCUGGUGGAAGAGGAGGAGGGGGAGGGGGAAGUGGAGGAGGAAGCAUUUCUUCGACAAGCAGCAAUGGUUAUGAAUAUAAUCCUCCAUCCAAAGGAUCUUCAUCGCGAAAUAACUAUAAUCCCAAUGAUGAUGAUAUUGGCACAGCCCUGCCACCUUUGAUAACGGCGAAUCGUAAAAUUCUAGAAAUCGAUAGAGAUCGUGAAUGGGUGGAGCAUCAUCGUGAUUCAACGGUCAUUAAAAAUGUUGGAAAAUGGUAUAUUGGCUUGCCACCGGGCCAGAGUGUUCGGGCCCAUGUUCAAAAUAUUGACAUAUUACCAUUGGGUGGUCGUCGGGUGCCCUCGCCAUCGGAAGCCUUGCGCCAGGAUGAAUUGGCCGAUAUGACAGCCUCGUAUGAGCAUCAUGACAGAUCUCCCUAUAGCAGUUAGUUUUUAAGACAUACAUACACAAAUAAAUAUACUUAUUUAUGCCGUUAGGUUAAGCGAAGAUGGCGUGCGCAUCAAUGCUAGCUUUAGUUUUAUAAGUUGAGACAUUCACACAUACAUACAUACAUUUUAGUAAACAAAUGUAAUUUUUUUUUUGGUAUUCUUUCCCCCAAUUGGCAAUGAUACUUCUUUAAUAAAGUUACACCAACAACAACAAUAAACGAAUAACUGCCGUUCUUUUGUUCUUGAAAUGUUAUAUUUGUGUAAAUUGUGAGAAAAUGCGGUAUUUGUUCGGUUUUUGGCUAUGAGAAGUUAUAUUGCUCUUUAAUGUUAUUUUUGGCCAUG
Messenger RNA from Musca domestica (house fly), 1886 nucleotides. RefSeq names its product dermokine-like. Gene Ontology annotation, cellular component: chitin-based extracellular matrix. The transcript is spliced from 2 exons. NCBI's taxonomy places the organism in Eukaryota, Metazoa, Arthropoda, Insecta, Diptera, Muscidae. The coding region runs from base 30 to 1544 and encodes 504 amino acids. Gene Ontology annotation, molecular function: structural constituent of chitin-based larval cuticle. The record is from RefSeq and is a predicted model, not a curated record.